AUGGAUAGGGUAUGUGACGGUGUUUAUCACUGUGCUUACGGUGAAGAUGAGAGACCCCCUGAAUGCACCAUGAAGAGAUGCCUUCAGAGAGGCGGGUUUUACUGUGACAUCGCGCGUCAGUGCAUCCAUAAAAACAUGGUAUGUGACGGAAUAGACGAUUGCUACUUCGAUGAAGAUGAGUCUUCUCGUGCAUGCACUCUCAAACUAAAGUGUGAAUCAAAUUGGUCCUUAGAAGAAGGCUGCUUUAAUCGAUGCAAACCUGGUUAUUUCGGCAAUUUUUGUGAGAAAAAUUGUUCAGAAAAAUGUUUGAACAGGAUCUGUAAUGUACAAAGUGGAAUUUGUACAAACUGUACACCUAGUAAAUAUGGCGAAAAUUGCGAUAAAACUUGCCCAGUUGAAUGUUUGAAUGGGAAAUGUAAUCGCUCAAGUGGCAUUUGUCAGGAAUGUACACUUGGUGUAUUUGGCAAGUUUUGCGAGAAAGAUUGUUCAGAAGAAUGUUUGAAUGGGAUAUGUAAUAGCUCAAGUGGAAUAUGUAAAGACUGUACAACUGGUUAUUAUGGCAAGUACUGCGACAAAACUUGCCCAGAAGAAUGUUUGAAUGGGACAUGUAAUACAUCAAGUGGAAUAUGUAAGGACUGUAACCCUGGUCACUUUGGCAAGUAUUGCGAAAAAACUUGUUCAGAUGAAUGUUUGAAUGGGACAUGUAAUAGCUCAAGUGGAAUUUGUAAGGAUUGUAACUCUGGUUACUUUGGCAAAUAUUGCGAAAAAACUUGUUCAGAACAAUGUUUGAAUGGGAUAUGUAAUACAUCAAGUGGAAUAUGUCAGGAAUGUGAACUUAGUUAUUUUGGCGAGUUUUGCGAAAAAAGUUGUUCAAAUGAAUGUUUGAAAGGGCUAUGUAAUAGCUCAAGUGGAAUAUGUAAGGACUGUACACGAACGUAUUUAGAAAGUUGUUCGCUAAGAUGUGGCCAAGGAUGUCGCCAAAGAAACGGGUUUCCGCAAUGUGACAGACAAACUGGCGAAUGCUUGAACGGCUGUUAUCUUACUUAUGGAAGCUAUUGCAACGAAACUUGUAGUAACUGCAAAAGACCUUACUCGGUUGUCCCGUGCGAUUUCGACGGGGUAUGUCUGUUGGGAUGUGAAAACGAUUAUUGGGGCAAAAAGUGCAAUACUAAAUGCAGUGCCAACUGCCAAGGUGACGAACAUGGAAACCGAUGUAAUUCAUCUACCGGUGAAUGUAUAAACGGCUGUACUCCUGGGUGGAGUGGUAUAUUCUGUGGGGCUUCUUUAGAUGUGAGCAGUUUGCAAACGACACCUGUGAUAGUUAUAUCCGCUAUUCUCACUGUGGUUGUCAUUGUUGUCGGGAGUGUCUGCUUGUUAUUGGCUCGAAAAGGGUAG
Messenger RNA from Mya arenaria, 1395 nucleotides. RefSeq names its product cell death abnormality protein 1-like. Gene Ontology annotation, molecular function: scavenger receptor activity; protein binding. The record is from RefSeq and is a predicted model, not a curated record. Lineage: Eukaryota; Metazoa; Mollusca; Bivalvia; Myida; Myidae. The transcript is spliced from 4 exons. The coding region runs from base 1 to 1395 and encodes 464 amino acids.